AUGAAGAUUAAUCUAAACAGCAACGCAAUAGUUUCGGUUUGUGAUGAACAUGUUGGUACUGAGUGGGGAUUCGACUUUUCUCCUUUUCGUUCUGUUGUAGAAGACCCGAAUGACGACAACAAGUCCUUUAAAAGUCCUAUUGACGUAAUUGGUUUCUUCGUUAAGAGUUUUCCUUAUGAUCUAAAAGAGGAUACCAAAGACGGGAAACAAGAAAAGAAGCUAACAUUCAUGCUUCAGGAUUUAGAAGGGAAGCAAAUAUAUGUUACUCUUUGGGAUGCUUAUGCUGAACAGAUAUUGGAUUUUGAAAGGGACAAUCAAGAUGAAAAAAAUGUGGUUGUAAUUGUUCAAUUCAGAAAAUACAGGUUCUGGGGAGGGUAUCUUUAUGUUUCAAAUCUCCACACUGUCACUCGCGUGUUGAUCAACGCUGAAAUUGAUGACAUAAUAACUUUUAAGAAGAGGUUCCUUUCAAACAUUUCCCCUGAAACGUCUUCCAGCUUUUCUGGAUUGAGUUCCUCUAGAAUCAAGUCUCCUACUGAAGAGUAUGUUUCAGAUUUUCAGUUCAGUACUAUUGGAGCUUUAAAUCAAAUUUCGGAGCAAAAGUCACCACAAAAACAAUUUCAAAAGAAAAGCAAGAUGGUUCCGAUGGGUUUUGAGGAUGUUGUGGUUCUGGAGUGUAAGGACGAUGGCUGUAACAGUAAGACUGUUUACUCCGUUCCGAGGAUCAGGGUUCCGAUACGGGUUCAGGAUUGUACAGGGAUUGUGACGCUCACCCUAUUUGAGCGUGAGGUGCUUAAGCUGUUGAAGGUUAACGCGAGUCAGCUGUUGGAUAAGAACCUUGAUUUAGCUAACGAAGGGAAUUUUCCGCCUGAACUCAAUGCUCUACUCAACAGGAAGUUUGCAUUCAAGAUAGCCAUAGGUUCUUUUAACAUACAAAACACAUCGGAUGGUUACUCUGUUUCGAAAUUAACUGACAAUCCAACCGUGAUUUCCGAACUAGAUAAGAUUUUUGAUGUCAUUCAGCCUCUUGACGAGGAGCGUGUGAAUGUUGUUAGCUCUGACAUGAAAGCAGCAGAUGAGGUCCCCGUUAAUGUGUGUAAUUUGUAUCGGGUUGUUCAUUAAAAAUGCUUCACUUUUUUUGGGGUUUUAA
Molecule: messenger RNA, 1147 nt
Organism: Helianthus annuus (common sunflower)
Lineage: Eukaryota; Viridiplantae; Streptophyta; Magnoliopsida; Asterales; Asteraceae
Exons: 10
Coding region: 1-1119 (372 amino acids)
Source: RefSeq, a predicted model, not a curated record